Messenger RNA from Chrysochloris asiatica (Cape golden mole), 1497 nucleotides. RefSeq names its product solute carrier family 17 (organic anion transporter), member 3 (gene SLC17A3). The record is from RefSeq and is a predicted model, not a curated record. The transcript is spliced from 11 exons. NCBI's taxonomy places the organism in Eukaryota, Metazoa, Chordata, Mammalia, Afrosoricida, Chrysochloridae. Gene Ontology annotation, biological process: monoatomic anion transport; transmembrane transport; urate transport. Gene Ontology annotation, molecular function: urate transmembrane transporter activity; xenobiotic transmembrane transporter activity; voltage-gated monoatomic anion channel activity. Bases 1 to 1497 code for a protein of 498 amino acids.
AUGGCCACCACUACAAAGCUGAGCGCCACAACAGGAGAGAGUAUACACUCCCAAGACAUGCAAUUGGAUGAAAAGCUCAUUUCCAGUAAAGUUAAAAGCCUAUGUUCUGUUCGCUAUGGAAUAGCCUACGUUGUUCAUCUUUGCAACUUCAUACUGAUGGCACAAUACACCAUCAUGAACAUCACAAUGGUAGCCAUGGUCAACAGCACAGAACCUCAGCCUCAGUUCAACAUCUCCACGGAAGGGCUGCCUGUGAACUCAUUGGGUGACCCAAAUAAAGCCCCAAAGAGUCUUCCUGCAGGGGUUCCUGUGUAUAAUUGGAGCCCUCAAGCCCAGGGCCUCAUCUUUGGUUCUCUCAACUAUGGCAUAAUACUGACUUCGGCUCCCAGUGGAUACUUGGCUGGAAGAGUAGGAAUAAAGAAAGUGGUUGGUGUUGGUUUGUUUGGAUCUUCGCUUAUCAUUCUCUGUAUUCCUCUGGCAGCUGACCUUGGAGUAGUUUUUCUCGUCAUAAUUCGAACAGUCCAGGGCCUGUGCCAGGGAUCAAUAGUUGGGGGUCAGUUUGCACUUUGGGAAAAAUGGAGUCCUCCACAAGAACGAAGCAGACUCUUCACAAUAGCUUUAUCAGGAAUGAUGCUGGGAGCUUUCACUGCCAUCCUCCUUGGUGGCUUCAUCAGUCAAGUCAUUGGGUGGCCUUUUGCUUUUUAUAUCUUCGGAAUUAUUGGCUGUGUCUGUGGCAUUCUCUGGGUUGUUCUGGUUUAUGAUGACCCUAUUUCUCACCCAUGGAUAAGCAUCUCAGAGAAGGAAUACAUCAUAUCCUCACUGACCAAACAGUUCAGUUCUUCUAGGCCGUCUCUUCCUAUCAAAGCUAUGGUCAGAUCUCUACCACUUUGGUCCUUGAUUUUGUGCUGUUUCAGCCAUCAUUGGUUAGUCAUUGUAAUGACUGUAUACACACCAACUUAUAUCAGCUCUGUGUACAAUAUUAACCUCAGAGAUAAUGGGAUCGUAUCUGCCCUUCCUUUUAUUUUUGCUUGGUUCUUUAGUAUCCUGGGAGGCCUACUAGCAGACUUCCUUCUGACCAAGAAUUUCAGACUUGUUACAGUGAGAAAAAUUGCUACAGUUCUAGGAAAUCUUCCUUCUUCAAUAAUCCUUGCUGUCCUGCCAUACCUCAGGUCCAGCUACAUUACAACAGUAACUCUUCUGACCAUCGCUUCUGGACUUAGCUCACUGUGUCAGUCUGGGAUUUAUAUUAAUGCCUUAGAUAUUGCUCCAAGGCAUUCCAGUUUUCUCAUGGGAGCAUCAAGGUCAUUUGGACUCAUAGCAGGUGUUCUGGUACCCACUAUCAGUGGAUUCCUUCUGAGUCAGGACCCUGAAUUUGGAUGGAGGAAUGUCUUCUUGUUGUUGUUUUUCAUUAACAUAUUAGGCCUGAUCUUCUACCUCAUAUUUGGAAAAGCAGAUAUCCAGGACUGGGCUGAAGAGAAAAAAUGCACUCAUUUAUGA